Molecule: messenger RNA, 984 nt
Organism: Vicia villosa (hairy vetch)
Lineage: Eukaryota; Viridiplantae; Streptophyta; Magnoliopsida; Fabales; Fabaceae
Exons: 3
Coding region: 1-984 (327 amino acids)
Source: RefSeq, a predicted model, not a curated record
AUGACUAAUUGGAAUGAGUUAGAGGAGAAAUUUCUUGAUCAGUUCUUCCCGCAUAAUAGGUUCAUGGAAGCAAAAACUUCUAUCGCUGUGUUCUCGCAAGGUCCGAAUGAAGCUCUCAAUGAAGCUUGGGAGAGGUUCAAGUCUAUGGUUCAAAAAUGCAAAGGGCAUGGAUUUGAUGAAUUGACUCAAAUCCAUAUCUUUAGUAAUGGACUCCAACCACAACCUAAAACACUUUUAGAUGCUACCGCGGCUCAAAUUGAAGAAUUGAAAGAUGAGCUUGAAGUUGAAGAACAAAAGGUGGAAUUGAAAGUGUUACCGUCUCAUUUGAAGUAUGUGUUUCUUGAGAAGAAUGAAAACAAGCCGGUUAUAAUUAGCAACGCCAUUUCUAAGGGUGAAGAAGAAAAAUUACUGAUGGUCUUGGAAAGAAAUCAAGAAGCAAUGGGAUGGACAAUUUCCGAUCUCAAAGGAAUUAGUCCCUCCUUUUGUAUGCAUAAGAUUUUGAUGGAGGAUGACUAUAAACCAGUGGCUCAACCACAAAGAAGAUUGAAUUCGGUAAUGAAAGAAGUGGUGAGAAAGGAAGUAGUGAAAAUAUUAGAAGUCGGGAUGAUUUAUCAAAUCUCUGAUAGUGCUUGGGUGAGUCCCGUCCAUGUGGUGCCAAAGAAAAGUGGGAUGACGGUGAUUCGCAAUGAAAAGAUCAAUCCCGAGGAUCAUGAGAAGACUGCUUUCACAUGCCCUUUCGGUAUUUUCGCAUAUCGGCGAAUGCCGUUCGGGUUGUGUAAUGCACCGGCAACAUUUCAACGGUGUAUGCAAGCUAUCUUUUCCGACUUGAUUGAGAAGUGCAUCGAAGUGUUUAUGGAUGACUUCUCGGUUUUUGGUCCUUCUUUUGAUCUAUGUUUGAAAAAUCUUGAUACCGUGCUAAGUCGUUGUGUGGAGUCAAAUUUGGUUCUAAAUUGGGAAAAGUGCAACUUUAUGGUUACCGAAUGA